AAUCGGGGAUAUAACCUAAGGAAAACAGAGUAUGCGUCUUUUUCUUUUUUUCCAAUGCAUACUGGAGAAAAAGAGUAGGAUGCACUGCGUUGCAAUCCGGGCCCCACUUGGCGGCGAAAACGGGUUGAUGACUCAGCACACUUCAGGAACAUAAGACUAUAAGAGAGUAUGCACAUUUCAGGUUUCACCAAGCACUCUGCUAACUAGGAUGGCAAGAUUUGAGAAGAAAUUAACGAGAACAGACGAAGGUUCCAUGUUGGUAAUCCCAACUCGUUUCGCCAGGAAUCACAUGCGACGGGUUGAAGGAGGCUCUGAAAAUAUAACAGUCGUGGAUGUGGGUGGAAGAGUAUGGAGGUUCGGCUACUACGUCCGACGUCACCGCAACCCACGUCCCGUUUUGAGAUCGGGGUGGCGCCGCUAUGUCCUCGAGAAAGGACUGAAAGUUGGAGACAAAAUCAUAUUUGAGCGUGUGGAUGGCUUCCCGGAGCGUUACAGGAUUGGAGCAAGAAGAAGGAUCAAGCUGUUCGGUCUGGAAGUGUGGACUGACGUAUUCUAAAACGUUUCAUGUGUAUGUAUGUAUAUUUGAUUUCUAAGGAUUAACGUUUUUACAUUUGGUCGUGUGUUGUCUUUUCGCUAUGUUGUUUUUGUUGGUCCACUUUGUUGUGUUGAAUUUUACAUUUGGUCGUGUGCUUUCUUUUCGCUAUGUUGUUUUUGUUUUUUGAAAAUAAGUAAUGGAGCUAUGU
Molecule: messenger RNA, 743 nt
Organism: Rubroshorea leprosula
Lineage: Eukaryota; Viridiplantae; Streptophyta; Magnoliopsida; Malvales; Dipterocarpaceae
Source: the annotation of a GenBank genome assembly